This is a messenger RNA of Acanthocheilonema viteae, 663 nucleotides long. The record is from the annotation of a GenBank genome assembly. NCBI's taxonomy places the organism in Eukaryota, Metazoa, Nematoda, Chromadorea, Rhabditida, Onchocercidae.
AUGUUUCGACGAUUGAAACAAAAUGUGAUGGUAAAGUUGGAUAUGGCAAAACAAACAGAAUUUCCAAAUGAUGUCACCCGUUCGAUUACUUUCUGCGAACAGAGUAAAUCGGAUGUGACAGCAAUCGUUAAAGCAGUUGAAUCGAUGAUUUCAAAUUUCAAAGCUGCCGGUAUGACUUCCGCUGAUUCAAUAGCCAAUACAUGCAAUGGUUUGGCAGCUAAAACGAAUAAUAAAAAAUUCAAUAAAGUGAUGAAAAAUGUCGGAGAAGCAUUGGAAGGAAUUGCGAAAACGGAACGUUUAACAGCUAAACAGGUGGAAUCAAAAUUUUUUGAAUCUUGGUCAAAAGUAUGGCUUAAAGAAACUCUAAAAAUUUAUCUCGAAGAUAUAAAUCAAUUAAAAAAGCGGCGUCUUGACAAGGAUGGCUUAUCUCAAUCAGCUAACAAACAUCCUGAAGAUGAAACCAAACAACAGAAAAGUAAGGAAGCUGAUUUACAGUAUGAGGAACAAUUGAUGAAAGUUCGACAAAAUAUUCAACAAUUCACAGAACAUUAUGUAAAAACGGCGGAAGCGGUACGAGAACUGAUGAAUUUAAUGGCAAAUCAUUUUGACAAAUGCGCCAUUAUGACAUCUGAGCAUUUGAAGGAUGCUAAAAAAAAUGCAUGA